UCAAUUGAUCAAUCCACUCUCCAGAGUUUUGUCAAUAUUUGGCACGUUCAAAUGAGUUGUGAAUGUGUUACUUCAUUUUGAAUUUAAAUUUGCCUACAUAAAUCAAUUAAUUUGGUAAAUAAGUAACCGUAUUGUUACUGCCGGUAAUUUCAAGUUGAAUUACCAAAUUUUAAUCAAUUGAGUUCGAGACGAAAACGAAUUAUGCCACCGCAGAGCUAAAUUCACAUACACUGAGGAUUUAUAACAGUAGAUGUGAUCACUGCUGAAUAUCAAGUGUUUGAGUGUACUAACAAUGUCUACAUUUCUAACAAUAUUUAAGAAAAGGCCCAACAGGAAAGUCAAAGUCCCAACAAAGGGGGCAAAACAGAUUCUGACGGAGAAUGCAGCAACAGUCAGCUUCUAUCGCAACAUGGCCCUGGGCGCUGGAGCAGCCUACAACCUUGCUACUCUUGCAUUUUACUAUGAUAGCAUGACCACAUUAGGCAUAGUCAUGAAUGCCUUUGUGAUCGGUAUCUACACAUUAUGCUAUCAAACGAUGCUGUAUAUAAGCAGGCCAACCUAUUAUGAAAAUAGCCAGCUUAUGGACCCUGGUGUCGAUUUAAACAUGGAGGGUGGUAUGGGAGAGCACGUCAAAGACGUUAUCAUAUUGUCAUUGGUCACUCACCUGCUGGCAAUUUUUUCCAACUACUUCUGGCUGUUGCUGCUCUUAAUGCCACUGAGGGCAGUCUGGCUUCUGUGGACCAACAUUCUCGGACCAUGGUUCUUCCAAUCAGAGCCGGUUGAGUAUGAGCUGGAUGAGAAGAAGAAGAGAAAAAUGGAAAGGAAAAUGAACAAACACAAUUACCAGUAAAUCGAUAUUUGGUUGUCAUGCUGGUGUUAGUGUAGUAUGCAAUAUGAAAAUUGAAGUGGUGGGCGGUUGCUACAUAACUUUCCCAAUUGAAAACGGGAUUUUAUUGAAGUUUCGAUUUUUCUAAUUCAAAAUUUUCAUUAUGCAUACUACACAGGUUUAUCGAAGCGAAGCUUCUCAACGCACAUUCAGGCUGUUUGAGACUUUGGACUGAACUCAAUUGGUGAUCUACUCACAUAUAGUGAAACGAGCGAGCGGUCGUGUUAUUCACAUUGUGUUCACAUGCGCAAGCCACAUCUACCAGGUACUUGUCUUUACUAUAAGAUUUGCCAUUAACCGACUCCAAAUAAGAAGAUCUAGUGACAUUACCCAGUAUUGUAUCAACACUCAAUAUUGCAACUAGAUGGCGCUCUUUUGAUUCGAUACAAAUCGUUGUUAACUUUCACACAUUCGAAUAAGGAAACGUAAGAAAUAUCGCACGACAGGCUCUGAGUGCCAAUGGUUUAGUAAACAUUAUACUCGGGUAUUUGUAGGGGUAAUUAGGUUAGUAAAAAGUAUACUUGCAAGUAGAUUGCGAACAAAAUACCAUUUCUUUGACUACGGAUCGGUUUUUAAAAUGUCUUAAUACACUGUUUUGUGCUGUUUCAUUCGUUAUCGUUUCAAGAUUCGUGCAAUAGGUAGGUCAAUACAUAAAAUUUUGGUCACAUAUUAUGCUGUAAGCUCUUCUUGAUUGGAUGCAGUUAUGCGAUAAUGUAUCGAACCGCAAUGGACUCUAGCCUUUCUGAGUCCAGUCCAUCAGUCAUUCUAGCAUUAGAUAUUUUAAGAUAUAAAUGUUGAUAAAUCCUAUUAUUGAACUCUAUCUUAUAUACAAUGCGUAAAAAGUUUCGCUUCAGUAGGGUGCCCAAUGACAUCACUUUUUUACGAUGUCUAAUAUCUUCUUUAGGACCCACCAACAUCAAAUGUAUUACUACUUUCUCUAUUAUUCCCCGCUUUUAAUUAUUAUAUUAACAAAAAGCUUCAACUUCUAUCAUUGGCCUGAAGAUAACUGACUAUUGGUGCCAAUUUUGUAGUACACGUGUCACUAAAUCUAAAUAGACAGGUUUAAAAAUAGUGCAUUCCGCUUGGCGGGGAAGAACUAAAACUUGAAUACAACUACAAGUUGUCAGUGCUGCAGAUGUUUAUGAGCGGCGGUGAUCAUUUAACAUCAGGUGACCCACUUGCUCGUUUUCGCGCUAUUAAUAUAAAAAAAUAUUAAAUUAGUUUCGAUUGUAAACAACAACAGAAUUUGGCUUGGCCUUACUUCUCAAUGUAGGAAGAUAAUAAACUUCUAAAACUAAUGAUUAACUAAGCUAACGAAUUUUAUAAUUUCUAAUGUCCAGAUUUUUUUUUUCAAUAUUUUUAUCAUCGCGUAUUAGACAGUUUUUUUCAAAACGUUUAAUAACCAGAACUUGCUUAAGAGUUUUAGGUUUUGGGAAUAUGGUAGAAACAUAGCAGCAUUUUAAACUGGUCUACGAAAAAAAGUUUGGUUACCUCUGGUAUAACAGAAUCGGCACCUAAAGCUAACUUCUUUGCCCGUACCAUAAGAGGCUUUCACAGUUUUCCGCAUAAGGUGAAUCGCAUCGAUUGUUUUUGGAACGAUCUUGCCUAAUGCAACCCUGAUAUAAUUUCUUAUAAUAUAUUCUGUAAUCUAGGAAUGUUUUUACUGUCACAUAGAUGUUCUAUAGUCGCUAAGCUCACCUUUCUGUAAUAUUCGAUGUCCAACGGUACUAGCUCAAGCGUAUUUAUUCGACGAAGUAUUAUUUGACGUUACGUUGGCUGGUUGAGUUGUUGUUUUACACUGUCGAUGACAAUUUAUAAUUAACUCCAAGAAAUUCGCAAUUUAAGGUAGCCGGUAUCCGAAAUGCAAUAUCCUACAGGCAUAUCCUUUUAUUUAAUAUUAUUUGGUGAUUUCAGUCGUUUUAUCAAUGGAGGCAAUCAACCAAAAAUAUUUUUCGCAUUUAUAUCAUUAUUUGCUUGGAUUUUUGUGCGAGAUGUUUGAAAAAUUCUAUAACGAAAAAUUUAAAUUUGUUUUUUAUCUCUUAUCUUAUUAAAAUCUAUUAAACUUUAAGCGAAUUUUAAUAUGACUAUUUUUGACGAACUAAUUCCCAUUCCACCACCUUAUUGGGUGGAUUUCUUAGAAGCAAUAGUUACAGUGAUUUCAUAGUAGUUAGUCGUCAACCAGUCAGUAAGUUAGUGAGUGGUAUUCGCUUUUAAAUAUGUAGAAGAAGAUGAUUAUAUAUUAUAAAAGUACAGUCAAGAAUAUACUAUUUUCAUUAUAUAGUAGUAGAAUAAUAUAUACUGUUAUGAGAUCGCACAUCAUAAGUAUUAAUCGUCCAAUAAUAGAUGUUUCAUUUUAGUGAUUAUCUUAUACUUACUAUACUUUAUUUGGACAGUCUUUAAUAUAAAGUAGAUAUUGUCAUUUGUCGCAUACAUAAGUAUGCCGUAAGUAAUAUUACUCUUUGAUGUUCUGUCUUAGUGCUAUGAAAGGAUACAUAAGAUUUUAUUUAAGUGACAAUGUAAUCGGGGCAUAUAUGAUUUUGAAGUGAGUACUGUUUGGUUUAUAUGUAUAUACGAAGUUUUAGUCAUGAUUCGUUUGGCUCUGAUUAUAUUCCUCUACUUAUUUUACGUAUGCGGUUUAUCCAGACACAGAUGUCAUGGUUAA
Molecule: messenger RNA, 3548 nt
Organism: Pararge aegeria (speckled wood butterfly)
Lineage: Eukaryota; Metazoa; Arthropoda; Insecta; Lepidoptera; Nymphalidae
Product: transmembrane protein 208
Exons: 5
Coding region: 293-850 (185 amino acids)
Biological process (GO): vacuolar protein processing
Cellular component (GO): intracellular membrane-bounded organelle
Source: RefSeq, a predicted model, not a curated record